Messenger RNA from Phascolarctos cinereus (koala), 957 nucleotides. RefSeq names its product olfactory receptor 52Z1P-like. Gene Ontology annotation, biological process: G protein-coupled receptor signaling pathway. The record is from RefSeq and is a predicted model, not a curated record. Gene Ontology annotation, molecular function: olfactory receptor activity; G protein-coupled receptor activity. Gene Ontology annotation, cellular component: plasma membrane. Lineage: Eukaryota; Metazoa; Chordata; Mammalia; Diprotodontia; Phascolarctidae.
AUGGUGUCCUCUGCAUUCAACAAUACCAACCUCCAAGACAUCAAGUACAUUCUGAUUGGUAUCCCAGGACUGGAGGACUCACACACUUGGAUCUCUGUUCCCAUUUGUUCCAUGUACCUUGCAGCCAUUAUGGGCAAUAGCUUCUUGAUCAUCCUUAUCAUCACUGAACACAGCCUCCAUGAGCCUAUGUACCUGCUUCUCUCUAUGCUGGCCCUGGCAGAUGUCUUGCUCUCCACAACCACAGUGCCUAAAAUGCUAGCCAUUUUCUGGUUCCACUAUGGUACUAUCUCCUUUGGCAGCUGUGUGGCUCAAAUGUUUUUCAUCCAUCUCAUCUUUGUGGCAGAAUGCAUUCUGCUGGCCAUGGCAUUUGAUCGUUAUGUGGCUAUAUGUUACCCACUAAGAUAUACCACCAUUCUUACCCCUUCAGUCAUUGGGAAGAUUGGGGUGGCAGUUGUGGUUAGGAGUUUUCUCAUCUGCUUUCCUUUCAUCUUUCUGGUGUACCGGCUUACUUACUGUGGACAAAACAUCAUUCGCCACUCCUAUUGUGAACACAUGGGCAUAGCUAGGUUGGCCUGUGACAACAUCAAAGUUAACAUCAUCUAUGGCCUAACCAUGGCCUUGUUGUCUACAGGUCUGGAUGUUUUGCUUAUCAUUGUCUCCUAUUCGUUGAUUCUCCAUGCUGUCUUCAACAUACCUUCCUGGUCUGCCAGGCUUAAGGCUCUUAACACCUGUGGCUCCCAUAUCUGUGUGAUCCUCCUGUUCUACACUCCAGCCUUCUUUUCCUUCUUUGCUCACCGCUUUGGAGGAAAUACCAUUCCCCGGCACAUCCACAUCCUAGUGGCCAACCUCUAUGUGGUGGUGCCUCCCAUGCUCAACCCCAUCAUUUAUGGAGUAAAGACAAAGCAAAUUCAGGACAGGGCAGUUCAGGUCUUCUCCUCCAUUAGGACAUGUUGUUAA